Messenger RNA from Pistacia vera, 5929 nucleotides. RefSeq lists its product as uncharacterized. The record is from RefSeq and is a predicted model, not a curated record. NCBI's taxonomy places the organism in Eukaryota, Viridiplantae, Streptophyta, Magnoliopsida, Sapindales, Anacardiaceae. The transcript has 17 exons. Gene Ontology annotation, molecular function: DNA binding. Gene Ontology annotation, biological process: transcription initiation at RNA polymerase III promoter; 5S class rRNA transcription by RNA polymerase III. Gene Ontology annotation, cellular component: transcription factor TFIIIC complex.
AUGGACGCCAUAAUCUCCUCCGCUCUCGAAGCCAUCUGUGUGCAAGGCCAAACCGGCCUCUCGUUGGCCUCGCUGUGGACCGAACUCGGCAAUCUCAAUGACAAUUCUCUCACUCCCUCUUUCAAAGCUUCCAUUUACUCCAACCUCUUGAAAAUCCCUUCACUCCAGUUCCUCUCCUCUCAAAACGACGCGUUUGAUCCGAAUGACGCCGCGAUUCAGCUCCUCGAGGACGCCGAGAAGCUAGGCGUGAAGAUCGUUGCCAGUUUGCAGCUUAGAGACAAUUUCGUUGGACUGUAUGACACGUCGGCUGCUAAUUCUAACCUCUCCGCUCCUCAACGUCGCACUCUUGAACGUCUAGCUGUUGCCAGAUCAAAUGGACUAACACAAAAUCAACUCGCCAAGGAAUUUGGCAUUGAAGGGAAUAACUUGUUUUAUAUAGUGAGGAACCUUGAAUGCAAUGGCUUGAUUGUGAGGCAACCAGCAGUUGUGAGGACAAGGGAACCUGGCAGUGAAGGGGAGCCAAAAAACAGUUCAUGCGUGACCACCAAUUUAAUGUACUUGUAUCGGUAUGCAAAACAAUUGGGUUCUCAACAAAGAUUUGAGAUUAGCAAGGAAGGACCAAUUGUGGAUAAUUUUGGGAAUGGAAAUGAAAAUGCUGUGGGUAAAGAUGGUUUCCCUGGAGAAAGUGUUAAAGAGGAUGUGCACAUAAAGGAUUUUGUACCUGCAAUGAAAGAUAUCUGUGAUAAGCUUGAAGAAGCUAAUGGCAAGGUUCUUGUUGUCUCAGAUAUUAAACAAGGCCUAGGUUAUUUUGGACCUUCGAAACACAAGGCAUGGAGAACUAUAUGUAGGCGGUUGACCGAUGCUGGCAUUGUUAAGGAGUUUGAUGCAAAAGUGAAUGAGAAGGUUGUGCGUUGUCUACGAUUGUUGAAAAAGUUCUCCUCAAAAAAAUUCGAGCCAAACAACCUUGGAUGUGGAGAUAAUUUUGAGAAAGAAGAAGUGAAAUUUGGAAGGAGAUUUCCCAACAAUGAGCAACUCGUAGAGCUUCCCAUUGAGCAACAAAUUUAUGAUAUGGUGGAUGCUGAAGGAUCUAACGGAUUGACUGUUAUGGAGGUGUGUGACAGGCUUGGACUUGAUAAGAAGAAGAACUAUGCUCGGCUUCGUAGCAUGUUUUCAAGAUUUGGAAUGCCUUUGCAGCCAGAGAACCAUAAAAGAACUUUAGCAUAUCGAGUUUGGGCACCUGGAAAUUCUAAUUCUAACUCAUUUAAUGCAUUUCACAGUAAAUUGAAAAAAAAUAAUAGCGAAAAUGAAGUUUCUCAUGUUGAUAUUAGCCAUCCAGAUGAUGCUUCUCAUGGACCAGAUCAAACAUUUCUUGAGUAUAACCAUUCAACUUCUAAAGGUGAUUUAGCUAAUCCUGGAGAAGAAAAAGACAUUGAAACCAAUACUGAAAUUCCUUCUGGCUCCUUCUGAGAUGAUAAAACUAACCAUAUUCUUCCUUGUCCUGAGCAAGAGUUGGUUCAUGACCCAAGUGACACGGCUUCAGGGGGAGAACUAGUUUUAGUGCGUUCAGAAAUAGAAACUAAUGUUUCUCCAUCAGAAACAAAACAUCCUGCUUUGCGGAAAGCACUUACAAAUCCAUCACCGUCUUUGACUCCUAAUAGUUUACGAAGGGAGAAGUGGAUACUUGAACGCUUACAGGACGAAAAGUUUAUUUUGAGAGUCGAGCUGCACAGGUGGCUCAUGAAUCUCGAGGACAAGGGCCCAACAAUUGAUAGGAAGACUAUUGAACGAAUAUUAUUAAAUCUUCAGCGGCAAGGACACUGCAAAUGCUUAGACAUUAGUGUCCCUGCUGUCACAAACUGUGGUCGUACCCGCACCACUCGGGUGGUUCUGCACCCAUCUGUUCAAAGUUUGGCUCCUGAUCUACUCAGUGAAAUCCAUGAUAGACUGAGAUCUUUUGAAAUGCAAAUUCGUGGUCGGGGCUUAUCUAAGAUAAAAAAUAAUGAAUUAGUUCCUGUAUUGGAUGGCGUCCAGAGAACUCACGGCCGUAUAUAUUCAGAUGACAAAGCAGUUAAAUAUGAAGCUAUGCGUGCUAAUGGGUUCGUACUGGCAAAAAUGGUUCGUGCGAAGCUUCUUCAUAGCUAUUUAUGGAGUUUUCUCAGUAAACAACCUGGUUGGGAUGAUACUUUAUCAUCUGGGAAACAUGUGACUGACUUAAAACUUCCUCACAGCUCUUGCAAUUUGUUUUCCCUAGAAGCAGCCAUUAAGAACAUUCCAAUUGAACUUUUUUUACAAGUUGCAGGAUCUACUCAGAAAUUUGAUGAUCUGAUUGAGAAGUGCAAGAAGGGUUUGUGCCUUUCUGAUCUUUCUAUCAAAGAGUAUAGGGGUCUGAUGGAUACUAGGGCAACUGGGAGACUAUCAUUGAUCAUUGACAUUCUGCGCAGGUUGAAGUUGAUUCGGCUGGUAAAUAAUGGUCAUUCAGAUGAUGGAAUCAAGUUCUUGCAUGCCAAUUUGACACAUUCAAUGGAACUUAAACCUUAUAUAGAGGAACCACCAUCAAUAGCUGCAACAUCCAAUGUUAUGCUUCUUGAUCUUCGCCCACGAAUCCGACAUGACUUUUUCCUGUCAACCAAAGAAGCUGUUAAUGAGUAUUGGCAAACUUUAGAGUAUUGUUAUGCUGCUGCUGAUCCAAGAGCUGCCAGACAUGCAUUUCCUGGAUCUGCUGUUCACGAGGUUUUUCAUUACCGGUCAUGGGCCUCAGUUCGGGUUAUGACAGCUGAUCAGCGUGCUGAGCUCCUUAAGUGUAUGGUGAGGGACAACGUAAAUGAAAAGAUCUCAUACAAAGAGUGUGAGAAGAUUGCCAAGGAUCUUAAUCUGACUUUAGAGCAGGUGCUGCGCGUUCAUUCUGAUAAGCGACAGCAACGUCUUAGCAGAUUUCAGGGUGCUUUUGGUGCCAAUGGGAAGGAGUGUCAGCCACUAAAGAAUAAAUGUUCAUCAUCACAAAAAAGAAAGAGAUCUUUAGACGAAAGAUCAUUAAAGCGGACAAGAGUUGGUGCUGCAACUGGACAGUUGGCUAGCCAGGGGGUUGCUACAUUACUUGAUACUACAAACAAAUUUGUGGAAGACCAUGACCAUCAUUUUCCAGGACAUGAAGAAGGUGAUCAUUUGAUAAAUGUACAAGAUCCAGGACCAGAUGAAGAUGGAGAGAGUCAUUUAUCUUACAGUCAGCACACGUCUUCGGAGAUGAAGCCAUCACAUCAAAAAAGGUUCUCAUGGACAGAUGAAGCAGAUAGGCAAUUGGUGAUUCAAUAUGUUAGACGUCGUGCAACUCUUGGGUCAAAAGUUCACCGUGUGGAUUGGGCUUCUCUUCCUAAUCUUCCAGCGUCUCCUGGUGCCUGUGAGAAACGAAUGUCUUCUCUAAGAAGAAAUGGAAAAUUUAGAAAAGCUAUCAUGAAGCUCUGUAAUUUGCUUAGUGAACGAUAUGUGAAGCACCUGGAGAAAACUCAAAAUAUGAAACUAAACAUUAAUGAUAGCAGAGUGCCUGUGCAGGUUUUGUCCAGGAAAGGUCAUAAACUGAAUGUCUCUGAUGGUGUUGAAGACACUGAAGAUACUAUUUUGGAGGAAAAACAGUGGGAUGAUUUUAAUGACAAGAAUAUUCAGGCAGCUCUUGGUGAUGUCCUUCGAUUGAAACGGAUAGCGAAGUUGGAGACAUCUAAAAGAAUUGGGUCAGCUUCUGAGGAAUAUCUAAAUAAUCUUGAGGAAUCUGGAUUGGUUUCUUCAGCCACUUAUAGUGAUCAGAACCUUGGUAUGGGACCACAUAAGGAUGCUGCUCGAAGAACCAAAUGUCAUCUCCUUCAUCAAAAGUUUCUCAAGCUUUUGACCGAAGGGAUAAGUAUCAGUAGAGAAGUUGAAUCUUUGGCUGUUUCUAAUGCCAUAGAAUUGUUUAAGCUCGUCUUCUUGAGCACCUCAGCAGCACCAGAACUGCCAAAUUUGCUGGCAGAAACUCUACGGCGUUAUUCAGAACAUGAUCUUUUUGCAGCCUUUAGCUACCUCAAGGAGAAGAAAUUUAUGAUUGGGGGUAAUGGCAGUCCUUUUGUACUUUCUCAGCUGUUCUUGCAAAAUCUUUCUAAAUCACCCUUCCCAAUUAAUACUGGAAAGAGAGCUACAGAAUUUUCUAGUUGGCUUUAUGAAAGAGGAAAGGAUCUUAUGGAAGGGGGGAUUAAUCUUAAUGCAGACUUACAGUGUGGGGAUAUUUUUCAUUUGCUUUCUUUAGUUUCUUCUGGCGAACUGUCAAUUUCUCCUUUGUUGCCAGAUGAAGGCAUUGGAGAGGGAGAAGACUUGAGAUGUUUGAAACGUAAGAAUGAGGAAAAUGAAUUUUGUGAUGGUGAUAAGGCUAAGAAAUUAAAAUUUGUCGCAGAAAGUGAACUUGUUUCUCGCCGAGAAAAGGGUUUUCCUGGUAUCAUGGUAUCCGUGCAUCGUACAAGAAUAUUAAUGGCCGAUGCUGUAGAGUUGUCUGAAGGUGUGGAAACUUGCAGCAGUGAACUUCAUGAUAAUGCUGAAUUUAACAAUCUUUUGGAUCAAAAAAAUAUUGGUAGUCCUUGUCAGUCUGACCAUGUGAAGCAGAUGCUCAACUUUGGCAGUGCUGUUACCAUAGCAGGAGGUUCUAGUGAGUCACCUUGGGACUCUAUGGCAACCUAUGCUGAGUAUUUAUCGAGAACUGACCAAACACUGGUUAGUUUCUUCAGUCCUAAGGUCUUUAAGACUGUUUAUGCUGCUAUUCAAAAGGCUGGUGACCAAGGGUUGAGCAUCAAGGAAGUUUCCCACGUUAUAGAUAUGCCAGGAGAAAAAAUCCCUGAAUGUAUCAUCAAUGUGCUUCAAGCAUUUGGACGAGCAUAUAAGGUCAAUGGCUAUGACACUGUUCGUGUUGUUGAUGCAUUAUAUCGUUCCAAGUAUUUCUUGAUCUCUAUGGCUGGUUUCCAUCAAGAUCUCAACACACCAUCAUUGACAAAGUUCUCAAGUAGGACCAAUAAUAGCCAAUUAGUCCAGCCAGAAAACCAUGAUAGUGAUGGUGCUAAUUCACAGCGGAAAAUGGAGAUGAAUGUUGGUGAUAUGCACAAAGUCACCAUUCUUAAUCUUCCUGAAGAUUUUGCUGAACACGUAAAUGAAACUCAAACUAACAAUGUGCAUGAAGUCUGUAUUCAAGUUGAUGGUUUGUCUAGGGAGUAUAUUCAGAGUGAAAGCUACAAAUACACUUCUGCUGAAUUUUGUAUGCCGAUAUUGCCCUGGGUAAAUGGAGAUGGAACUGUCAACAGUAUUGUUUACAAUGGACUUCUACAUCGUGUUCUGGGCAUGGUUAUGCAAAAUCCUGGGAUAUUAGAGGAUGAAAUUAUCCGCGGGAUGGAUGUAUUAAACCCCCAGAGCUGUAAAAAAUUGCUGGAGCUGAUGGUUUUGGAUAAACACCUCCUCGUGAGGAAGAUGCAUCAAACUACACACACCGGCCCUCCUCCUCUUCUGGGGACCCUCCUCGGACGCAGUUUCAGAAGUUCGACAAUGUUAUACCGCGAGCAUUUCUUUGCCAAUCCCAUGAGCACAUCUUUACUGUAAACUCAUGCUAUUCUCGAGACCCUCCUCGGAUGCUGCUUCAGAAACUCAAAGAUGGCACCAAAUCCCAUGAGCACAUCCUUACUGUAAAUAAGUUUCAUAAUUUCGGUGUCUCCGAUGAGCAGCAAAAUACCAUUCCCAGUCAGUAAGUCGCAUAGCAGUCCAGCAGAUCAUAUAGAAUGUACAUUUUAAUGAUCAAAUUUGCAAUGUUGAAGAUGUAUCAUGUAUCAUACUCUUUUGAUUGUUGGUGUAAACUUUUUAUCGUAAGUUAUAAUUAUCUAUUUAUUAUUUAAUUAAGUAUACUUUUAAGGUACAAAAUAAUAUUAUUUGG